AGAGAGAGAGAGAGAGAGAGAGAGAGAGAGAGAGAGAGAGAGAGAGAGAGAGAGAGAGAGAGAGACUCUUUUGAACAGAAGCUCUAAGAAUGUUGAGAGAGACUUCACCAACCGAAGAACAGUAGCACUUCACAUCCAGACUUUUAACUCGAGUGAAAUCCACAUUGGAAGUGCCUCGAGGGGGGGGGAGUCACCCAUGUCACUGCGAGCACUGUUGGCUCUUUUCAUCCACUUCUGCAUGUUACUGCUCCGUUUUAUUGACAGCCAGAAAAGAAAGGACUUGUUUAGAUUAUGAUAUUGCCACGUAUAAGUUGACCAAGUGUUUCUGUAUUUUGUCUUAUUACUUCACUGUGUUUCGUUAUUCACGGUGCAGAUGUUGAAUGCAUACCACAGUUGUUACUUUUUCUAGAUAAAAUUUCAACACUAAAAAAACAAAUUGUUCAGGUUGAUCAUUUUGCAACCAAAUAUGGAACUAAAUCAUUCCAAAGCAUUUUGACCAGCUUGAAGGAUUGAAUCGGUCUCCCAAAGGUAAAUCCUAUUGGACGAUGUUUGUUCUGCACAUUUGAGUAUGUUACGGUUUCACACGCUUCAUGCACUGCUACAGCCUGACUCUUAACACUUUACCAGCUGUGCUCCUUUAUAUCAAAUAAAGAGUCUGCUGAAAUCUCAGUCUGGUGUUUAAUUGUCCAGUGAUCAGCUCAUUCUUCACUGUCAUUCAUUAACUCCACCACACCCACCUCUCUACUGAUAAUGUGAAAGGUUAAGACUUUGGAGUAUCUUUAACAGUCACGUGUUAACAGCUUCUCUCUCACAUAACCAAAGCAACAUGUAGACUAUCCGUCCGGUUCAUUCUCCUGUGAUAAUUUAUAUUUAGAACAUCAUAUCGAAAUUUAAGACGCGUCAAGGUGAGUGACAGGACAAAGACCUUUUAUUUCACUGCAUAACACGAAAGAUUUAAAUGGACAAUCAUUAACUCCAGUAAUGCUUUCACAGACUGUACCUACAGGCUUUCUCCACACUUUGACUGCUGCCUUGAGGAGUUUGAUUCUACUACCUCUCAACAUAAUUGAUCAAAAUUUCAAUUUCCAUUUUGGAUGGUAUUGAAGUUUAUUCUAAAACUUACUAAGGAGGUGCGAUGGAUGUCAGGCACACAGUGUGAAUUUAACAAUGUGUUGGCUCAGCGAUCCAUCUCUCUGACCAUUAGCAGUCACACCGGGCAGGAUGAUUUACCUGGCUCACACAGCUCACUGGCAGUUCCUGGGCCUGAUGGCCGGGGCCAUUGCCUGGAUUCUCAUCCUGACCACAACCGGCCUCAACGAGUGGCGGCUGUGGUACGUGGCCGAUGAGUCCGUCAUCACCUCGGGCGUGGCCUGGGUGGGCAUCUGGAGGGCGUGUUUCUACAGUCAUGUCCUUCCCAGGAUAGAGAACUGUCAGAGCAUCGGCAUCUCGGACCACUUUGCUCCUGCAGAGAUCUCUGUGGCUCAGGUGCUGAUGGUGCUGGCGCUGAUCUGUGGCCUGGUGGGGAACAUCACCGCUGCAGUGGCUGUGAGGAUGGUCUACUUCUCCAUAAAGAAUCGUAGGAACGUAAGGCUGGUCUUUGUGCUGGCAGGGACCCUGUAUGUGCUGACGGGGACGUUGUUAUUGGUGCCGUUGGUGUGGAACAUGAGCUCUGUGCUCAAAAACAGCACCAUAGGCUUUCCUCCUGAGUUCCACCUCCCCGCAGCUCCUGUCAGGCAGCAAGUCGGCUCGGCCAUUGGAGUGGGCAUCUUCGCCUCCAUCCUGAUGCUCAUAAGUGGGGUGCUUUUCCUCUGCUACUGCUACGCCUGGGAGGCCCUCAGCACAGAGGCCCCCAGAGACACCCGGGAUCCGCUCCAAGGUUCCUUGACAGAAACAACCCUAGCACAGAAGUCUGAAUUGCCAGAUGGAACCAACCAAGGCAGGGAUAAUCCUGCAUUUCACACAGAAGAAAUCUCAUGAUGGAAAAAUAUCAGAACACUUCAUUUACAAUCUUGGAUUUGUAUCUUUUUAAUCAAUAGGAAAGUGACUUGGACAAUAUCAUUGAGGAAAGGUUUAAAGAUUUCAAGCCCAGUGCUGCUCACAAAAUGUCUUAUUGACUAAGGACUUACAGAAUUAGUUCAAAGUCAAAGUCAAAGUCAAAGUAUCUUUAUUAGUCUCCCUAAGGAGAAAUUCAUUUUGGACACAGAGAGAAAUUGCUGCAAGGGUUACAACAGAGACACAUAACAAACACAGGGUUAAAACAGUUAAAAGACAAAUGUACAUUGAACAUCUAGGAUACUCAAAGAGCUGUGCAAAUUACAAAUUACCAUUUUGUACA
Molecule: messenger RNA, 2335 nt
Organism: Sander lucioperca (pikeperch)
Lineage: Eukaryota; Metazoa; Chordata; Actinopteri; Perciformes; Percidae
Gene: cldn34a
Product: claudin 34a
Exons: 2
Coding region: 1222-1977 (251 amino acids)
Biological process (GO): cell adhesion; bicellular tight junction assembly
Cellular component (GO): plasma membrane; bicellular tight junction
Molecular function (GO): structural molecule activity
Source: RefSeq, a predicted model, not a curated record